AUGGACGCGCGGAGCCCGCUGUCUGCCCGGGCCAGCGCGUUCAGCAUCGCCUCUCUCGUUGCAGCCGAGGGCUCGGAGGGCGCCGCCCACCGGGGCCCCGGGCCCUUGGACCGGGCGAAACCUCGCCGGCCACCGGGAUCCCCAGUCGGGAUGCACUUCAGCACGGUCACCAGGGACAUGGAAGCCUACCCGUUCGCGCCCGCCCCCGGGGCGGCCAGCAGCUCGGCGGCGGAGCCCGAGGGGCCCGGGGCCAGCCGCGCCGCCGCGGCCAAGGCUCCGGUGAAGAAGAACCCGAAGGUGGCCAGCGUGAGCGUGCAGCUCGAGAUGAAGGCGCUGUGGGACGAGUUCAACCAGCUGGGCACCGAGAUGAUCGUCACCAAGGCGGGCAGACGAAUGUUCCCCACCUUCCAAGUGAAGCUCUUUGGAAUGGAUCCCAUGGCUGACUACAUGCUACUCAUGGACUUUGUGCCUGUGGACGACAAACGCUACCGGUAUGCUUUCCAUAGCUCCUCCUGGCUAGUGGCCGGCAAGGCAGACCCCGCCACACCUGGCCGAGUGCACUACCACCCUGACUCACCGGCUAAGGGCGCGCAGUGGAUGAAGCAAAUUGUGUCUUUUGACAAGCUGAAGCUGACCAAUAACCUGCUGGAUGACAAUGGCCACAUUAUUCUCAACUCCAUGCACAGAUACCAGCCCCGCUUCCAUGUCGUGUACGUAGACCCUCGAAAAGACAGUGAGAAAUAUGCGGAGGAGAACUUCAAAACUUUUGUGUUUGAGGAGACACGCUUCACUGCAGUCACCGCCUACCAGAACCACCGGAUCACGCAGCUUAAGAUCGCCAGCAACCCCUUCGCCAAAGGCUUCCGGGACUGCGACCCCGAGGACUGGCCCCGAAACCACCGCCCCGGAGCGCUGCCGCUCGUGAGUGCCUUCGCCCGCUCUCGGAACCCCGUGGCUUCCCCCACGCAGCCCAACGGGGCAGAGAAAGACGCCGCCGAAGCCCGGCGAGAGUUCGACCGCGACCCGGGCCCCGCCGCGCUCGGCGACGCCGCGCACCCGCAGCAGCUGCUGGCGCGCGUGCUGAGCCCCGCGCUGCCCGGGCCCGGAGGCCUCGUCCCGCUCCCCGGCGCGUCGGGGGGCCGCCACAGCCCCCCUCACCCCGACCUGCGCCUGGAGGCGCCCGGCGCGUCCGAGCCGCUGCACCACCAUCCCUACAAGUACCCCGCCGCCGCCGCCGCCGCCGCCGCCUACGACCACUACCUUGGCGCCAAGAGCCGGCCGGCGCCCUACCCGCUGCCGGGCCUGCGCGGCCACGGCUACCACGCGCACCCGCACGCGCACCCGCACCACCACCACCACCCGGCGGUGAACCCGGCCGCCGCCGCCGCCGCCGCAGCCGCCGCCGCCAACGUGUACUCGGCGGCGGCGGCGCCCCCCGGCGCCUACGACUACUGCCCCAGAUAG
Molecule: messenger RNA, 1464 nt
Organism: Psammomys obesus (fat sand rat)
Lineage: Eukaryota; Metazoa; Chordata; Mammalia; Rodentia; Muridae
Gene: Tbx1
Product: T-box transcription factor 1
Exons: 8
Coding region: 1-1464 (487 amino acids)
Biological process (GO): cell fate specification; positive regulation of DNA-templated transcription; regulation of transcription by RNA polymerase II
Cellular component (GO): nucleus
Molecular function (GO): DNA-binding transcription factor activity, RNA polymerase II-specific; RNA polymerase II cis-regulatory region sequence-specific DNA binding
Source: RefSeq, a predicted model, not a curated record